UCCUCUCCUGCUUCUGCGCCUAACUGCAGAAUACACCGUUUUCGGCAGGAGAGCAAUUCCCCUCACAUCAAAUUUAUCAUGCCUGCACUUGUUGUAACUGAAGAAACAAUGGCCUCCGAGGUAUCCAAAAAGAAAAUGAAGAAGACACCCAAAACUGAUCUUGAAACUCCUACUGAUAAGAAAACCAAAGAGAAAAAGUCAAAAAAAUCGAAGAUUGAUUCUGGGUCUGAUUCAGAGGACGCAAAAAGGAGUAAAAAGAAAGAGAAAAAGCGAAAAGCUUUGGACUUGGAUGGUGAGAAGAGUGAUACGAGCUCAGAGAUAUGCGAGCCGGUAGAUUUGAAGAAGAAUAAAAAGGCUAAAUUGGACGAGGAAGAAGUGAUGGUUGAGAAGAAAGUGGAGGAUCCUAAUGCUUUGUCUAAUUUUAGGAUUUCAAAGCCUUUAAAAGAGGCUUUGAAUUCUAAGGGAAUAGAAGCACUUUUUCCUAUUCAAGCUAUGACUUUUGAUGAUAUUCUUGAUGGAUGUGAUUUGGUUGGUCGAGCUCGUACUGGUCAGGGUAAAACGUUGGCCUUUGUUUUGCCCAUUUUGGAGUCCCUAACAAAUGGUCCUACUAAAGCAUUGCGAAAAACAGGAUAUGGGAAGGCUCCUAGUGUUCUGGUGCUUUUACCUACUAGGGAAUUGGCACUUCAGGUGUUUGCUGACUUUGAAGUUUAUGGCCGGGCUGUUGGGCUCACUUCGUGCUGUCUGUAUGGAAAUUCUCCUAUGGGGGCACAACAGGCUCAACUAAAAAGAGGAGUUGACAUUGUAGUGGGUACUCCUGGAAGGGUUAAGGACCACAUUGAAAGGGGAAAUAUUGAUUUCAGGUCUUUAAAGUUCCGUGUUCUUGAUGAAGUCGAUGAAAUGUUAAAAAUUGGUUUUGUAGAUGAUGUCGAAUUUAUUUUAGGCAAGGUCGAAGAUGCAAGCCUAGUUCAAACCGUUCUUUUCAGUGCCACUUUGCCAGUCUGGGUGAAGCAUAUUGCUUCUAAGUUUCUGAAACCAGAUAAGAAAACGGUUGACCUUGUUGGUAAUGAGAAAAUGAAGGCCAGUAAAAAUGUGAGGCAUAUUAUUAUUCCAUGCUCUAGUUCUGCAAGACCUCAGCUGAUUCCUGAUAUCAUUCGGUGCUACGGCAGUGGAGGCCGCACAAUUAUUUUUACUGAGACAAGGGCCCUAGCUUCAGAGCUAGCUGGCUUAUUGCCUGGGGCAAGUGCUUUGCAUGGGGAGAUACAACAGAACCAGCGUGAGGCUACACUUAAAGGAUUCAGAUCAGGAAAAUUCAUGACAUUAGUGGCCACAAAUGUAGCAGCCCGUGGAUUGGAUAUCGAUGAUGUUCAGUUAAUUAUCCAGUGCGAAGCCACUAGUGAUGUUGAAGCAUACAUUCAUCGAUCUGGAAGGACAGGACGGGCAGGAAAGAGUGGUGUGGCUGUAAUGCUGUAUGAUCCAAGGAAGUCCAACAUUUCUAGAAUUGAAAAAGAAUCUGGUGUGACGUUUGAGCAUUUAUCUGCUCCUCAGCCAGCUGAUGUUGCCAAGGCAGCUGGGAAAGAAGCUGCUGAUAUAAUUGCGGAUAUUUCCGAUAGUGUCAUACCUGCAUUUAAGGAUGCUGCAGAGGAGCUUCUGAAUACUUCUGACCUAUCACCAGCAGAGUUGCUUGCGAAAGCUCUUGCCAAGGCUGCUGGCUAUUCUGAGAUCAAGACUCGAUCGCUUCUUACUUCUAUGGAGAACUGUGUUACUCUGCUUCUCGAGUGUGGGAGACCCAUCUUCUCACCUUCCUUCGUCUAUAGUGUCCUGAGGAGGUUCCUGCCUGAGGAGAAGGUUGAAUCAAUCAAUGGUCUUACUUUGACAGCCGAUGGAAAGGGGGCAGUUUUUGAUGUAGCUGCUGAGCACUUGGAUGAAUUUCUCUCAGGCCACAAAACUGCACAUGGGGUAAAUUUAGAGGUAGUGGAAGCACUGCCUCCUUUGCAAGAGAGAGAGAAGCCAAGAGGUGGAAGAUUUGGAGGUGGUGGCCGUGGUGGUGGCUUCGGUAACAGAAGAGGCGGAGGUGGCUUUUCUGGAGGAAGAGGUAAUGGCAACUAUGGUCGCAGAUGGUAAGGAAUGGUGACAAUUUUUUUGACAGCUGACAAUACAAUAGUGUUCACGGCUGCGUUCAAAAUUUUGGUAUAGUGAAGAAAAUGUAUGAGACUUCAGUAAGGUUUCUUCUGUAUUAAUUUUACUAAUUUUUAUAGGUAUCUCCUCCCUGUACCCUGCUUCAUUCUGCUUUUCGCUAGUUGGCUUUAUUGUAG
Solanum verrucosum is the source of this 2312-nucleotide messenger RNA. Its product is annotated as DEAD-box ATP-dependent RNA helicase 7-like. Bases 79 to 2121 code for a protein of 680 amino acids. NCBI's taxonomy places the organism in Eukaryota, Viridiplantae, Streptophyta, Magnoliopsida, Solanales, Solanaceae. The transcript has 14 exons. Gene Ontology annotation, molecular function: helicase activity; ATP binding; RNA binding. The record is from RefSeq and is a predicted model, not a curated record.